Messenger RNA from Vollenhovia emeryi, 13130 nucleotides. RefSeq lists its product as uncharacterized. NCBI's taxonomy places the organism in Eukaryota, Metazoa, Arthropoda, Insecta, Hymenoptera, Formicidae. The transcript is spliced from 13 exons. Bases 1048 to 9105 code for a protein of 2685 amino acids. The record is from RefSeq and is a predicted model, not a curated record. Gene Ontology annotation, molecular function: protein binding.
ACGCGAGCCGCAGUUGAGCUCCCUGACGUUGGCAGCGCGCGGCGUUCGCGCUUGCCGCGCUCACCGACAGAUGGCGGCCGCGCGCGAGCGGCGCGACAUCUUCCCGCGGCCGCGGUUACUUCGGCCAGUGUCCCUCGAGCGUUUCGUCGCGCGGUCAAUUUGCGCGCGGGACCGCGAUUCAUCGUCUCGUUCGUUCCCACGUCGCGCACGCUUUCGUCGCCCCGCGGUCCGGAAUCGCGCCGUCGCCGACGCGGAAGCACGCGGGCGCCCGACGCCGGGGAUCCGCUCGCGCGCUCGCCCGACCGGUUUGAAUCGCGCGGCGCACCGAGAGCGCCGGAAGCGCGCCUGGGUUCGAGGCUCGCUCGCUCGCGAGUCCGUGGAUGUCGACCUUUGUUUUGUACGAAAGUAAUGGCUGCCAUCUCUAGUUUUCGACUGAUGUUUUCCGUGGCGAGAGCGAAUUCCCGUGUUUACCGCGGUAUUUAAUAACGCAGGAUCGCAUCGCGCAGCGCGUCGGCGUCGGCCGCGAUGUAAACGGUGCUCCGGCGCGCGUCGUUUCGGCUGCCUCAGUGUCAUUUCCGCCGAAAAAUGCCUGUGUUUACAUCCGAGUUACGAGCGAGCUUCUGCAUCCCUGUCACAUUAAGCCUAUGGUCCACGGUCCUCAAAUAGCCGAAUCGAGAACUAGACUUGGUGAAGCCGGAACCGGGCGAGGACGACAGCCAGCAGUCCUUGGACCGGUCGCGCAACUCGCUCGCGAGUUUCCACUUGGCGUGCUCCCGUAAGGCUACCAAAACGUCGACCCCAUCGGUAAUCAAGUUAUCGGGGGGUGGAACAGCUGGCAGUGGGGAGCAACUGUCCCCAGGGCCUGGCCCACCUCCCCCGGUGUCUUCGUUGAUCGGUGGUGACGGUCACGUCAGCGAGGAGAACGCGAGAGCCGCAGAAAGCAACGAUGACGAAGCGGAGCAAACUGCCGUCUCGGCGGCAACCGGACCGGCCAAGUCUACGUCCGCGGACGUGGAGAAGGAAUGCGGCCAGGCUAACGAAACCACCAUGAGUUUCGUUCUAAAGCUGGACGUGGAGGCCGCGGCGGCACCGGUGAUGGAGAACGCGACGAAGGACGGCGUCGAAAGUGACGGACCACAGCCGCCGACGUUGCUGUUCGCUCGGGAGAUAUGGCGGUCUCAGGAGCCCGUUGCCGUCGCUACUGGCGCUAUCACGACGACAGGGAACGCCGUGGUAAUCGCGAGCGGAGGCAGCGGCGACAACGCCGCCGCGGCUACCAAUGGCGGCAAGUCGCAGCUGUUGCAGUGUCUGGAGGCGACGGGCAACAACCAGGAGCAGCAGCCGACGUCGGUCAUCACUGCGUCCACUCUCACGACGGUGAAGCCUGUUGUGACCUAUCCGGUCGCCAAAGGCGCCAGGGAGCAGGUGCACCGAAUGAUCGCCAGCUCGCAGACCAACACCACGGAGGUGUUGACGACACGCGUUAUUUCGCAGAAGCUACCGCCUUCGUCCACCGAUCAGGCGCAGUCUGCCCCGGUGACCCUCAACAUUUCCUCUCAAACAUCGACCAACUCGACGUCCUCACCGUCUCCCAAUAGUAGCGGCGUCCCCUGCCCUUGGCAGGCAACCGUGACUGCGGUACAGAGCCCUCAUCAGCCAAUGUAUCAGUCGAAGAAUCCGGCUGCGGUCGCUGACCUUAUCCAUUGUAACAAGCAGCAACAGGUAACGGCGGCGAGCAGUGUGCAAACCACGUUGCAUCACAAGCUACAGCCAGUAUACUCCAUGAGCACCUCUACUACGACGGUGAAGGCAAAGGAUUUGCAAAGGUAUCACACGAAACCGUUGCAAAGCAUCGUCUCAACUAGUCAAUCUACGCAAAAGAUCAAGGCCGUGGCGAAUGUAAUCAGUCCAGCUACUAUGCUCGCACAACUCAAUAAUUCCCUGUCCAAGUCACAGAGCGUGCCGAAGACACGAGUAUUGACACCUGGUCAGUUCAUAAACAAUCAAACGAACGCGAACAACGCAAACCCGCAGAAGAUUCAGCUGGGCAAUUCGACGAUACAGAAGACGCAACCUGCCAAUGUGACAAAUGUGCAGAAAACAACGCUCCAAUCUGUCUGCAACAAUCAGAAAGUUCCGGUGUUGAGCGGCAACCACCUUCCAAAUCUCAAGACGCAGCAGCAUGGUUUGCAGAAGUUGCAGGUGCCUCAGAAGAUAUCGCUGGCCGUCGGCAGGCCGCAGUUCCAACCGAGCGCGCAGCAGAUGAACAAUGUCUCGAAAUCUAAUAGCCUUGUAACCGGUGUACAAAAGUAUCAGUCACCUGGGCAUUACAUGGCGUGUCAGCAAGCGGUGGUAUCUCAAACGAGGACUCAAUCGACGGCAACCGGGCUGCAAAAAUCUCAGACGUUGACGACAGUACAAACCACCAAGUUGCAAACCGCGACGAGUAACGUCUGCAAGAGCAACAGUGUGCCGAAUGUUUCGAAACAAUCGCAAGGCACAAACGUAAUCACGCUGGGCAAGCAGCACACGCAGGUGCACCCUGCGCCUGCGCAGUUGUUACAGGGUUCGCAGCAAAUAAUUCAAAAAUCUCAACAGCAGCAAUCAGCAAACGCGAAUAACGUACAGAUUCAACGAAGUCACAGUGUUACUAAUGUGCACUCAAAGGUGAUAACGUCUGUACCGAACAAUCAAAGAACUCCGGUUGUGAUGAACUCGAAAGUUCAACAGCAGCAGCAGCAGCAACACACGGUGAUGAGGGUAGGGAUAUCGAAGGGCCAGACGCAAGCUGCACAAACUGCAACAGGUCUAAAGACUAUCUCGCAAAAACCUGUAGUAAACACUGUCAAGGCUACUGCGAAUUCCCAAAAUAAUGUCAUUCAGCAGCCUGUGGUGCAGAGAAAUAACAAUCCUCUUCAAUCCGUGAAAAUCGUUCAACCACCACAGCAACAGCAGCAGCAGAAUGUAAUCAGUCCGCAAAACGCGCCGCAAAAACAGCCUGGGUGCAUCAAAACUAUUCCGCCGCAGAAACCCGUGCAGAGAAAUCACACUCAGAAAACCGGCAGCGUUGGUGUUAAACCCGCGUUGAGUCCAAAUGUAACGGGAUUUACGAAAGCUCAAGGCCCGACUGCGACGCAAGUAGCACCGAAGACAUGUAUCAAAACCCUACUGCCGCAGCAGACGGUGAUCGCAUCGUCCAACGUGAUGGCUCCGCACAAAAACUCGCCGAUUAAGAUCCACCAGCAAGCGAUACAGCAGAAACAACUGGUCAUGACGCCGCAAUACACCCAGCAGAUCCGGCAACAGGCCGGGCAAAUAAAAACCCUGUUCCCGCUAACCUCGGCUACGAUUGAACCUCGUAAAGACCUCACUGAGAACAAAAACGACAACGAGUCGCGGAUGUCCAAGGAAGAGGAGCAGAGCACCCCUAAAUCGCCAGUAAGAAGAAUGCCGCUUCCUUACGAGUGUCUUCAGUUUGUUCUUCAGGACCAUAAUUAUGGAGCGCCACCGCCAAGAACACCCCCGCCGCCUCCAUCGCCACCCCCUCAUCCGAAGCAACAACCCAUUAAUGGAGCCGGCAGUUCCACAGCUACCUCGCAACAUCCUUACAUCUUUGGUCCUGUUGUGAGCAAUACCAAUGUGGAGGAUGAUGCUGCCAGCGCAAUCAGUAGUGAAGCAGGACGGGAGGCGGAACCGGAAGGUGAAGAAACGGAAACAGCACCCGAAGGCGAGGGUGACGACGAGGACAGUGUUACUAGAUGUAUCUGUGACUUUGAACAUGACGAUGGAUACAUGAUAUGCUGUGACCGAUGCUUAGUAUGGCAGCACGUCGAUUGCAUGGGCAUUGACCGUUCAAACAUUCCUGACGAAUACCUCUGCGAGAGAUGCCGGCCGCGACGAGUGGACAGACAGCGGGCGCGCGCUUUGCAGAUGCGUAAGCGCGAGGAGCUUCUCAAUUCGGAUACAUCGUCCGACACGUCGUCCACCAGUUCGGCGGAUACGGACGUCGGCUCGAUGAACAACGCCACGACGCAGAAGAAACGCUCGCUUUCGCAGCAACAACCGCAAGUUCCGAGGCGCAACAAAUCCGACACGUCCGCUCAGUCGUCGCAAGUACGAAGAUUAAACAAUAACAACAACAACAAUAACAACGUUGGGAAGAGGCAGAGAAGGGACUCCCAAGCCCGACAACCGAGCGUCGUCCGCAAGAAGGAGAACACUACCCCGAAACGAGGACCUGGAAAACGUAAGACCAAAAGGAGAACGAGUCUCGAGGACAAAGAGGAGGAUGUGCAAAAUGCCUGGAGCACCAACAUGACGCCCCUAAGACAAUGGAUCGAAGAUUACGAAGAGAUCGUUACGAAUCAUUAUAGUCCCGAGUUGCGAGCCAGGAUAUCGAAUAUCAAAGUCAACGGCACACAAAGUGAUCUCAGGCAAAGUAACAUGAAUGUUGUUGCCACUGGUAAAUCCAGACUCAAUGUGCACAGCAAUAAUCUUAAAUUUUUAGUGGCGACAAUGUAUCUUCCGCCAAACACCCCCGUCGUGGAAUUACGCGGCAAAUAUAUGCUCAGCACGCAACACCGACUACAGUAUACACAAAGCGGGAGGCAGCACGUACAACGGCCAGGACCGUUUGUGUUUUUCUAUCGCCUGCCACGCGACGGCACCGAGGUGUGCGUAGACACGCGGGCGUACGGAAACGAGGCGAGGUUCGUGCGGCGCAGUUGUAAGCCGAAUGCCGAGGUGAAGCACUGCAUCGAGAAGGGCACGCUGCAUCUCUAUAUUGUGACGACAUGUGCAAUCGAGAAGAACGCCGAGAUAACGAUCAAACACGAGCAGCACGAUCUGCUGCUGUCACCCAAUUCCAAUUCCCCCGCGCUGCCCGUUGUAUGCGCGUGUAACAAUCCGCGGGAGUGUCAAAUCGCGAACGCGGCGAGCCAGCUGAGCAGAAGAGGUAGCAACGGCGCUCUCGUCGAAAAUGCCGAUGGCAGAGAACGAAGGCGGCGGGGUAGAAGGAACACAGUCUGCGAAGAAACCGAUUCCACGCCACCGGCAGUCCCGCCUACGAGUGUCACGCAAACCACCACAACCGCAACGUCGUCUGCGCCGUCGACGGUGACUCCUGUGACCCCGAAGAAAACCGUCACGACCACGGUUACGACUACAACGGCUCGCCAAGUUGCCAAGGAAGAUACCACCGCGACGGUGACGACCACUCAACCUCAAACGUCGCCCAGUUUGAGUCAGUCGGUGACGACGACGCCGGAAACGAAGAAAGAUAAAAAGAAGAUGACGCGGGAAGAGAGGAAGAUGGAAGCGAUCAUGAAGGCCUUCGAGAGGCUAGAGAAGGCGGAGCAGAGGAAGCAGGAAGUACAAGCGAGAAAUGCGCAACGGAAAGAAUCGGGCGGUACGCACAGCGACAACGAGGAUAAUCAUUCGUCGACGGGACAGUCCAAAAAUAGUAAGACGAACUUGGAGAGACCGCUGCGGCGAAGGAGGAGAAAAGGUCGGGCGAGAACGACAAGCUCGUCUCAGGGCAGCGGUCGAAGACCGAGAUUGAACUCGGCCGAGUCCGACGUAUCCUCCGGGGAUGAGAGCAAUUCCAUGCAGUCACCGCCUCUGUUGGGUCAGAAUCGUCCGCUCAGCCGAGACGUUCCCUACUCAUCGCACUUGCACACUCCGACCAAGAGCACGACGGGCAAUAUUAGCACCGGAUCGUCCGGUAGCCACCAAGGAAUUCCCACUGCGGCUGGCUUGCUGCUGGCUUUGGCAAAUUCGAACGCUCCUGGUCCGCCGAGCUCGCCGCCGUUACAACAACCUACUCCCGUCAAGAGUCCUACUUGCGACAGUGGAGCCAGCAGUAGCUCGCAGAGCUCCACGCCAUCGACACCGUUGUCGUCGGCCUGCUUGCUAGUGGCCGCCGCGGUCGGCCCGUUGGCUCCCGGUUUCAAGUUCCCAAAGACAAAGAAGGUGCUGAUGAAUGAAUGGCUGAAGGAAUCGCCCGAUCCGCCACAAGCUAAUAUACCUCAAGUGUCGCCUCUGUCUGCUCUACCAUCCGCCGGUCCGCCAGUUCUACAAAAUUCCAUGAACCCGCUGUGCGGCAGGCAUUUCCCGCCAACGCCAGCAGAAACAUCGGCGGAUUUCCUGUCGCAGAGUUACGCGGCCAAGAGCCUAGCUACCCUUGUGCAAGCUGCCAACUCGGUUAGCGGGAUAUGCGACUCGCCGCCGCAGCGUAGACAGCAACAGCAAGCGGUUCCUGGUAAUAACAACAACAACAACGGCAACGGUGGCUGUCCCGCUGUAUCCUCAGGCUCGGCGAAGAAGCGAUGGUUGCGCCAAGCGAUCUCUGAAGAGUGCGAUUCGCCCAAUAGCCGGCCUGAAAGCCCACCGUCGCUUAUCGAGACGGUAGCACCGCCCAAGAAACGGAGAAUAGCUCGGGAGAGCUUGUCAUCGGACAACUACACCCCGCCGACGACGCCGACCAUGCUACUUCCGAGCGAAGCAGCGCCUAACCACAGAUUACUGUGCUCUGCUGACGAUGACUAUAUGGAACAUGUGCAAUCACCUAUCGUAGAACAGAUCGACGAAAAACACUACGAUUCAGAAGCUGUGAAAGAGGAAAUCAAAAUGGACGAUAGACCUGUAGAUUCUGACAAACCUGAUCGAGAGAAACUCGCAAUUGAUAUUCCUCAAUCAGAACUUUAUAUAAAACGCGAAGGAAAAACAGAAUGCUCUGAUAUCGUUAAAACGGAAGUGUCUUGUGAAAUGGACGCGGAAAAUGUUACGACGAAGAAGGAAAAAGUUUCUCCGAAGUGGGAGGGAGAUGAUACGAAAUCUGAAUGCAAUUACGAUCAAUUAAAUCAGAAAAUAAUAGAGACAAUUCGAGAGGCCGUCGAGAAAGUUAAGAAAGAGUCUUUCGUGAAGGAGGAGGUUGUCGCUAAAGGCACGGUCGAGAUAAUCGAUCAGAACGAACCCGAUACCGAGAUGGAAGAAUUCAGUUCUCCCAUCGCCACUAUAGAGCCCGACGCGAUUCUGAAACAGCGAGUGGUCGAGAUGCAGCUAGAGUUUGGCGGUGCCAUCUCCGAGAUCGUGAACAUCGUCAGUAGCGAAAACGAGAGAUCCAACGACGAGAAGAAACCGUCCGAAGCCGCUGCAAAGUGCCAGGAGGUCGAGAAGUCGGACGACAACGCAUCCAUCGACGAAUUCGACGUCGAGGCGCAGAUGAAGAAGAUCACGGGCGACGACGGCAACGACUAUCAGGAGAAGAUCGACACGAGUUCGGAGAAGGACAAGAGCAUGGACGGAAUAGAGGGUCUAAUGGAGAGCUCGAAGGAGGAUUCGGAUUCCGAGGAUAAGGACGUGGACGAUGACAAGUACUGCGAAUCUUCCUUUAAGUUGUUUGCUAUCAGUCACGAGGAGACACCUUUCAAAGAAUCGGACACUAAACCCGAUUCUAAACCGGAACAGAUUAUUGUUGCGGAAGAAGACGACGCGAAAGAGACGGAUCAGGAUGCGAGUGACGAGCCCGCAAAGGAAGACUCUAAGGCCGAACAGUCGCCAGCCCUCGCCGCGUUGUCGGAGGAAUCCAUCUUCGAAUCGGCUUCUACGAACAUGGACGCGGAGUCCAUCGCGGACCCUCCCAAGAUCUUUCACUCGAUUCCACCUUUGAGCGAGCGCAUUCGCAAGAAGGCCGAUCCGUCCGCCACGCCGAAAGCGCCCAAGAUGGAUUUUGAGGCGGCUAUCAUAGAAUCCACGAUAAGUAUGGACGCAGUGGACGGGUCCAAGAACGGCGAGCAAAAGUCAAUUUUGUCAACCGCGCUGCGCGAACUCUUGGAAGCGAAACUGGACGACGAGCCGACGGGCGAAGUAAUGAAAAAUGACAUUGAUAAUAAGAUUAACGCGUCAUCACAAGUAAUUCAACCAAAAUCAGACUCCUCUGAACAUAGUUUAGACACAGUACAAGAUUCGGUUUCGACUCAGGAAGCCCCGAAGCCCGAAGAGACUCCUGCCAAGGAGGAAGAGACCAAACCCAAAGAGAUAAAACGGUUGAAAGACCCGAGGACCGUUGUGCCGAACAGUAUGCCAGCGCCAGCUUUUAAAUCGGACUCUCUUCCUCCCGUCAAACGCAAGUUGUCCAUAUCGGAGUAUCGCAAACGGAAGCAACAGUCAUCCGGAGGAGCCGGAGCCGAGCCGGAAUCGUCGAACGACGCUUCUGCCACGGACAAAAGUGGGGCGCGAGGUAGAUCGGACAGCGCCAGCAGCGGCACUUCUUCGCUCAGCUCCGACGAGGAGGGUUCGAAAGCGUCGCUCUCGCUCGACUUGACAGGAGCCAACGCGUUGACACUCUUCCCCAAUGCUGCUAACGAGAACGAUGAGAAGAAAGGCGGCGAGGAAGGUGCAAUCGGUUGGUCCGCCGCACCAACUUUGGUGGAGCGUCAACGAGAAAAUCUCACCGAGCGAUUGAAACGCGAAUUCGGAUUGUUCCUUAGCGACGACGAGGAGGAGAGGGCUCGCAAGCAGGGUUUGACAGCCGAGGCGAUACUGAAGUCAAAUCUCCUACACAAGUCUCCACCUCACAACUUGGUAGCCAGUGUCUCGCCGGGAUAUCCGGGAUUGCCGCAGUUACCACCGCAGCCGUACAUACCGCCACCCGGCUCGGCGUCCAUCCAUUAUCCUCAGUUCCAGAGCAAACCCGGCGUGGUGCAGUAUCCGAACUUCGCGGUACCACCGCCGACGACGACCCAACAACCGAUAUACGGCACCGCCACGCCGUCGCAAGCGGCCGCGAUCGGCAAGCAGACGCAGCAGACGCAGCAGACGCAGCAGCCGCAACAGCCGCAACAGCCGCAGUUCUUGGUACCCCAGACAUCGUCCCAGGCGCCACCGGGUUCCAAUCCGUAUCCACCGCAAUUCGUUCCGCCGCCGUCGCUGCCGCCGCCACCGCCGCCGCCGCCGGCCACGGGAACGGCGGUGCCGAUCUCAAAGUUCCCGUCGGCGACGCCGCCGCCGCCGCCGCCGCCCCCGGGCACGCAGGUGUCGUAUCUUCCGGCGCCGACGGGACAGCCGCAGAAGCCGUUUUUUAACCACCCAGCGCCGAGAUCGUAACCGACAGAAAAGGGUAGGAUUGUUAAAAGUUCUUAAGUUUUAAACCGACGUUGUUUCACAUUUUCCGCGAUGUCUCGAUUAAACUGAUCAUCUUGCCCGCCCUCCUGUCGACGAGACCAAGUUUUAGGCUCGUUUCUUUGGGAGAAGUGGCAAAGAAUGAAUUCAAAUGGAAUACUAAUCGCUGUGGAAGUUUGCAUUCUUCUCUUAUUACGAGACACUGAGAUAUCAUCUCGCGCGGAAGCGUGCGCCGCGUACAGAAUUCCAACAAUUUCCUAGAUAAUUAGAAAGAGAAUCAUUUUAGUUUCGCGCUGUCGAUUGCUUCUAGGGUUGUCACGUACAUUUAAAGUUUACCGAUACACGUUGGUUCGAUGGUUUUUUCUGUCUCUCAAAAUAUUCGAAGGAAUUCGUGUGGCCUAAGGUGAUAGCUGAGUAUUUUGAGGAUAUAGCGACGCGCAUUUUAGCUAGCAUAUGUCGAGAAAGAGAGCUGUAUUGGUACCUCCUUCGCGGGCAACGGCCAAAAGUGUAUUCGAGUGGCAUACACUUUUUAUACCGGUGAAAUGGUGCCCUAAAUUGUUUAUAUAUAUAGCAUUAGUCCAAUUUUUUGAUAAGGUGUUAACAAAGUUGGAAGCGCGCUUUUACUCGGCCGACGGAGUCAGCUGCUCUCGCGAUAUCCCCUCUAAAAACGGUUAUCAUUAUAUAUACAAUGUGCACCCUGCAUACAAUACAACUUAUCUGUACAUAUUAUUUGCAUAUACAUAUGCAUAAUGUUAACAAUACAGCUAUAUUUAAUGACACUGCAUAUUUAGAUUAGUUUGUAGAUCGUAACCGUAACAAAACCUAGUAUGACACGUAGAUAAGUGAGCUAAUACUGUGUUGUGUUGUUCUUUGACAUAUAAGAAGAGGCAUAAAGAGGCGCGGAAUUCUCUAUAUUUUAUAUUUCACUGUAAAAGGGCAGAUUAUUUAUAAUAAUAAAGGGUAAAUAUUGAAAUUUGAAAGACUUGAGUUUUAUUUUAUAGGAAUUCGUGAAGGUUGCACACGUUGCCGUUCGAUCUCUUUAGUAUGAAGGCGAUGCAUUCUCGACACGCGCGACAGACGUUCUUUUAACGCUUUAAACGUUUUUUUAUUUGGAAUACAUUUAUUUAUGAAUUUACACGAGAUAUCGUAAGUGGGCAGGACAGAUCAGUUGCAAUAAACGGUACGAUAUAACGUACGUACGUUUUAUUCUCUUCGAUACUUUAAAGCAAUAACGCAGAUACACGUUUAGUUAGGAAAAGCGCGAGAGAUUACGGUGCGUGACAAUACGUUCUAUUUGCGAAGUUUUCCUUUUUCUAUUUAGAUCGGUUUCUCCCAAAAUUUCAUUCGCUCAUAACAUUCAUUCAAGUACAAAACUUACUAUACGGUAAAAAAUUAAAAUGCGUAGAGGUAAAUUAUGGUAAAUUAAUGCAGCGAAAGAUUCGUAGUCUAUUUUGUAACUGAGAGCUCCUUCACACGGUCUUUCCGUUUAGUCCGCGAAACACGACGUUGUUCUGUCGUUGACAAGAAGUAUAAUAAUCCUUUAUUCCGAGCGAUAGAUUUGCAUUAAAAAUUAGCUGCGCGUUAGCGACAUCCUUUGGACACGUACUAAUGAUUCAGUGUAUUAUGUAAUCUCGUAAUCAAAGGUGAUCAGAACAAUCGCCUUUUUGUCUAUAAUUUAGAGGCCGUCUAGUUCUAGCUUAACCCAUGUAAUAAAAAUUAUAUAUAUAUUGUAUUUUAUAUAUAAUUGGAAUUAAUAUAUAUAUAUAUAUAUACAUAUACAGCGUAUAAAAAGUUUUUUAGAUUUCGAUGGUGCGAUUACUAGGUGUAUAUAAAGUACGUUACUUGUUAUGAUGCGCGAGGAGAAGCCAAGUUGGAAUUUCUUUGUAAGUUAAUUUUCCUUUGUUUUGUAAUAUAAUGUAUUGUUUGUCUAUUUUCGGUCGCAGACUUUUCCGAAAUCGCGAGGAGCGAGUGGUGAUAAAUAUUAGGAGGAACAACGAAGAAUUAAGUUGCUUCGUUAACAAAAUGAUGCGUAUUUAUGCAGCGCUAAGAGUCAUAAUUACUCACUUUCUCGCAGAAUCUGACCGUGUCGCUUGAAUUAAUUAUAGUACAAUUAGGUGGUAACGUUGAUUAGAAGUUCUUAGACAUAAAUGCGUUACAUGUUAAAGUAAUGUUGCGAUCAAAGUGACAAUUAGAAUCGAUUUCGAAGGGAAGGAUGUAGCCAUAAGCUCAUUUAGACCUCUCAUUGGCAUGGAAAAAGCAAAUAUAUAUUCUAAUUUAUUAUACGAAAUACAAAAGCGUUACUUUUCAUGAAGCUGCAGACUCUCUUAGCUUUGACCUGUGUAGUCUUCUGAUUGUAAAGUAUGUAACUAUGGAUGCGGUUCACCGUAAAAAUACUUCGGAACGUUUGCAACACGACUUUUAUUCAAUGCCUGGCGUUAUUGAUGCGUCACAGAUUUUCGCUCUGUAAAAAUCGAUUUUAGAAAGCACAAGAAACUUUCGACGUACUUAUUAAGAAAAGCUUGAAGUUGGAUUUGUUUGAAAUAAUCUACGGUAAUCUCGUAGAAAUUGUUUCUUUUUUAAAUUGCGCGAGGGGGAAAAAGAAACGAAAAAAGACUACUGGACGAUACCGUAUCAUCCGUGGUGGAAUUAAGAUCCACGUGUAAUGAACAGAGCGAAAACAUCUGGAGCAUUCGGAAGUACCAAAUGUACCGCAUCCGCUGUGUAACCCGAUAUAUUAAUAAGAGUUUUACCUGACCGAAGAUGCAAAAUGUGCAGUGCGGGGUCUUCGACGUGGCGCACAGAGGAAAGAAAAGCGGGACACGCGCGGGGUUCCAAUCCUGCACUGUCGACUUUUAAGCGAAUAUCAAAGUUUAGAGAUCUGUGAUUAGGAAACGAAGAUUAUAAAAGUGGAGUAAAAAAAUUCAUGCGUUCUCUAGGGAGGAUAUUCUUAGCCGGUGGAGCUGCCGGUAUAUGCACAGCGCAUAAUUCGUGGUGCACGAAUGUACGGAUCUCCCCCGUAGACGAGCGCGAAAACCUUCUUCUUCUUUCCCUCUUACAUUGCGUUCGGCUGCGAUUUCAAAGUGUAAACAGACGUAUUUUUGGCAUUUGAUAUUUACUUUUUUAGCUGAUAUUUUGUAAUAAGAAGAAAGACGUGUACACUAUUGUAAGUUACAAAUUGCCGCGAGUGGCGUAACAUUAGACGCAGAGAGGUAGAAGAGUGUACAGCAUAUGUUCGCCACCCGUAUACAUAAUGUGAACAUGUACAUAUUUUUGUAAGAUAAAUUUAAUUAUAUAUGUGUGUAUGUAUAUAAUGUGUAUACGUAUAUAUACAUAUAUGUACAUAUAUGUACACAUAUGUAUACGUAUAUAUAUUAAUAUCUCUCUAUCCUUCGAAUUUUCGUAAAAUUCUAUUGAAAAUCCGAAGAACAAGCUACGAAACAAUUGCUUUGCAGCUAAAUCCAUAUGUUUAUUGUCCGCUGUACAAUUCUCUGAUAGAUGAUACUAUAUACAUAUAUAUAUGUGUGUGUGUGUGUGUGUACGUAUAUGUAUAUAUAUGUAUAUAAUAUAUCUGUACGAUGACAUUCUGACAUAUAGAAGCAGGAGCGACCUUGUUAUUAAAGCAUCUGAUAGUAUAAAAGAACUCGUUAGGAUAAUCGUUUCAAUGUUGUAAAUAAAAGCAGAGCGCGCAUAGCAGUUAUUAUAUAUUAUAUUAUAUUAUAUUAAUAUUAUAUUAUAUUCGCAUAUAUAUAUUCAACUUUAUAUAAUAGGCUGAGAAUACACGAUAAUUUUUUUAUUUGCAAACUCACUGUUACAUGUAUGUGCCUAGUUAUAGCCAUGUUACAAUUAUUACCUAUUACAUUGUAUGAUAAUUUAAUCCAUAUUACCGAUUAUAAUAAAUGUAACAAGUUCUUCGAUAUCAAACUCUACACGAUAUAUUAUUAUGGCGUAACGUGUAAAGAGCUCAUAUUUAGGCAUACGUGAAAAAAUUUAAUAAAUCGGAAUACAUUUUA